Molecule: messenger RNA, 939 nt
Organism: Rosa rugosa (rugosa rose)
Lineage: Eukaryota; Viridiplantae; Streptophyta; Magnoliopsida; Rosales; Rosaceae
Exons: 1
Coding region: 1-939 (312 amino acids)
Molecular function (GO): nucleic acid binding; RNA-DNA hybrid ribonuclease activity
Source: RefSeq, a predicted model, not a curated record
AUGCGUGGAGGACUUGCUACAAUUUGCUGCCCACAAAAGCUACUCUUCUUCAUAAAGGCUUUACUGGGGACACUGGUUGUCUUCUCUGCCCUGCCAAGUUUGAAGACAGAACUCACAUCUUUUGUAAGUGUCCUACAACUCAAGCUAUUCACUCUGCCCCACCCUUUAAUUUCCAGUAGCAUGUUGCAACCCAAUAUGGAUUUUAAGGCAUGGAUGUUAGACAUGGCGACCACCCUGCAGCAAGAUGUUGUUGACAAACUCCUUAUGAGUCUUUGGGCUAUCUGGAAGAACCGAAACAACAUGUUCUGGCAUGGUACUUCUCAAUCACAUAAUGAAAUGAUGUUUGCUGCAUUGUCCUGGCUUGAAGGAUUCAGGAAAGCAAGAUCAUCAACCCAACCGAGUCAAGAUUUAAAACGGAAGCACAAGUGGCAGCCGGACACCGAAGGCAAGUGGAAAUUCAACGUCGAUGGUAGUUUUAUACCACAUCAAACCAAAGUUUUAUACCACAUCAAACCAAAGGGACUUGGUGGAGUAUUAAGAGAUUCACGAGGCAAUUUCAAGGCUGCAUUUACACUACCAGUGCAACAUGUGGAAAGUACGAAACAUGUAGAGUUGCUAGCCAUCAAUGAGGGAUUAAAAUUGAUGUGUUCCUUUCCAGAGCAACCGGUUAUAGUCGAAACCGAAUGCCUUGAUGCUACUUUGGACCUCAAAAAUCCCAAAUGGGAUCUGUUAGCUUAUAUAGCAAUCAUGGCUGACAUUCGAGCUCUAUUACAGUCCAAAGACUCCAAACCAGAAAUACAGAUUUGUUUUGCCCAUAGGACUUACAAUAGGGUGGCGCACAGGUUGGCUAGUGUUGCUUUUGAUGACAAUGAUAGUCAUGUUUGGAGGGAUAAUCCCCUGGCAUGUAUCAUAGAUGUACUAGCCUUGGACUGUAUCUAG